This is a messenger RNA of Hyposmocoma kahamanoa, 1915 nucleotides long. It is a transcript of the gene tab1, whose product is annotated as TGF-beta-activated kinase 1 and MAP3K7-binding protein 1-like. NCBI's taxonomy places the organism in Eukaryota, Metazoa, Arthropoda, Insecta, Lepidoptera, Cosmopterigidae. Gene Ontology annotation, molecular function: protein serine/threonine phosphatase activity. The record is from RefSeq and is a predicted model, not a curated record. Gene Ontology annotation, biological process: protein dephosphorylation. The coding region runs from base 1 to 1374 and encodes 457 amino acids. The transcript is spliced from 6 exons.
AUGAUAGCCAGACCAUGGACGGAUGAUCUGCCAAAGUGCAAGAGCGCGAGUGUGGCUUCAGGUUUCAACAGAGUUGGUAGCGGUACCAACAAUGAGGAAUCGCUGUGUUUCUACUGCCAAGCCGAAGAUAAUUCGAGUCUCUAUGGAGUAUUUGAGCCCCAGAAUGGCGUUGAGGCCGCACAGUUCAUUAUGCAACGGAUGGCUGUUGAGCUGCUGUUUCCACCACCUGCACCUACAAGUUCGGAUGAGGAGAUCAGGGACAGGCUGAGGAAUGCGUUCACUUCUGUGGAGAAGGCAUACAUAGAGAAUUAUGAUGAGAUGAUAGCAGAAAGAACUAGCUUGCAGUAUCAAUUACCACCUAAUAUGACUCCACAGCAGUUUAGCAAUACAGAAAACCCAAUAGUGCUACGUCUCCGUGAAAUUGACCAACACCUAUCUGGAGGAGUUACAGUGGCAAUAGCUCUUGUAGUAAACAACAAACUGUUUGUAGCGAAUGUCGGUGAAAUUAGAGCUUUGCUGUGCAGAACGGAUGAUAACUCUGUGUUGAGAGUUGUACAGCUGACAGUUGACCAUAGUUUGAAUAAUGAAGACGAAUUGUUGAGAUUAUCACAAUUGGGGUUGGAUAUUAACAAACUUAGAAAUGUACAAUACUUAGGCAACCAAACGGGCACGCGAUGUCUCGGCAACUAUCUAGUAAAAGGGCUACACAAGGCUUUUCCCCUGCUUUGUACAGCGACCAGUGAGCCCAUAAUUUCUACUUGUGAGAUCCACGGACCUAUUGCUUUGGACCAUUAUUCCAGAUUUCUAGUCUUAGUAAGCGCAAGCGUCUACAAACGCAUCCAAGAAUCGCGAGGCAGCAGCGAACAAACAAACAAGCAGCUGGCACAAAUCAUAGUCGAAAACUUCCGCAAGACUGACAACUUCAAAACUGUCAGCCAAUCUGUAUUACAAGAGAUAGAAGAAGAAUUUAUUACUUACUGUUAUAAAAACAAUUUAACACCAAAACAUAAUCAUAUGAGUUUAAUAAUUCGCAAUUUCAAUUUUCCACUACCUAAUGUGAAAGAAGAAACGGUAACUCAAAGUAAUCCGGUACAGCGGAACGCUUCAGUAAGGUUCAAUCCAAUCGUGCAAUCGAAAUCAAAUACGUUACUAAACGAAAUCGAUACCGAACUCUCAUCGACUAAUGAAGAUAUCGAUCAAUCGAAUUCAAUUGUCGAUACAAAUAAAUCUAUCGAUUCUACGUCCGAUAUUUAUCCAGCGGAUAAGCAAUAUGAUAGAGAUAGAAAAAUUGAAGGAUACGUGGAUUUUUCAUGCUAUUUCGAGAAUGUUGCUAAAGCAAGGAAAAAUGGCACGUUGCCAAGUUUUAUUAAGUAACAUGAUUCAACACGUGUUCUUUGCCUCUGAACUUGAGUGGGACUCAAAUAACGUUGUUUAAAACAUUUACUGACAUAUAGAGUCAUAAAUUAUUAAACAUAGAUCAAACGUUUAGAAAAAAUUCACUUCGAUUUCUUUAAUAUCAAGUGACGGGGUUGCGACUGAUGGCAUAACAGUUGCAGUGCCACACAGAGCUUUAAAUCGUAAAGACCUGAGGUACUCUGCCACUGUGUUCGUCACCACGAGACAUAAGUUGGCAAGUCUGUGCCUGUAAUUUCACCAGCACCCUUACCCUUCAAAAUCGGAAUGCAGUUAAGCUAACAUUACUGCUUGGCAGCAGAAAUAGGUAAGGUGGCAGUACUUCCCCGGACGAACUCUUUCUUUCGAUUUGGAAUCCGGUUGCAUUCGAUCCAAUGUCAGAUGCCAUUCCAACUAAGUCACGGAACAAACUCAGGACUUUUUUCAUGUGCUUGUUGUAGAUAUUAUUUUUAUUUUUAACGACUUUGCCGUAACGCCAUCUAUGAGAAAUCUAUGAAAGUUU